CGUAGUUCCUACAAAAAUUUGACCCAAAAAACAGGAAAGAAUUCAAAGAAUACUGCGUAUCUUUGCCACUUGGUUUCCUUUUUCAGGCGAUACUGUACGCAGCACACCCGCACGUAUUUCACUCCAUCAAUUCUCUCUUUCUCCUCAAAGCUCUUACCUUUUUCAGUUCUCCCUCACGCCAGAGUUGUUGGAUUGCUUUUAUUCCAUCUCUCUGUUAAGCAACUGAUAGAUAUAUUGUUUUGCGUUGUUGAUUCGUAAAUUGAUUGCCUUUUGAUUGAUCAAGUAGUACCGGUUGUGCUCGUCAAUUCAGGGUUUGGAUUUCGAUUUUGGCGUUUCGGAAUAGAUAAUCGAAGGAUGUAGUUGAACAAUACAGCAGCUUUCUCGAUCGAAAAUCUUAGGUUUCUUUUGGUGAUUUUAUUUUGGUUUUUGGUUGAGUAGUACAGUUGAUCAUUGUGUUUCUACCUGUUGGAGUGUUAGAGGAUUUGACCGUUCUGUAUUUUCACCAAUUUUGUAACUCCAAAUCCGAGUGGCAAUCGGGGUUCUGGGCGUUGAAUUUUGUUCUAUAUACUGUUCGAAACUCGGUUCUUUAAUCGCCAUGGAAGCUCUUAUCGGCGAUAAGUUUAAGAUGGUGAGGAAGAUUGGGAGUGGCUCUUUUGGUGAGCUUUAUCUAGGUAUCAAUGUACAAAGUGGAGAAGAAGUUGCCAUCAAGUUGGAAUCAGUCAAGACCAAACACCCACAGCUUCACUAUGAAUCAAAAAUAUAUUCGCUUCUCCAGGGAGGAACCGGUAUUCCCAACCUUAAAUGGUUUGGAGUUGACAAGGAAUACAAUGUUAUGGUCAUUGAUCUUCUUGGUCCUAGUUUGGAAGAUCUCUUCAACUACUGCAAUAGAAAGUUCUCUCUAAAAACCGUUUUGAUGCUUGCUGAUCAACUAAUUAAUAGAGUUGAAUACAUGCACUGUAGAGGAUUUCUACACCGUGAUAUAAAGCCAGACAACUUCUUAAUGGGCUUAGGUCGCAAAGCAAAUCAGGUUUAUGCAAUAGACUUUGGCCUUGCUAAAAAGUAUAAGGAUCUCCAGACUCAUAAGCAUAUACCAUACAGGGAAAACAAAAAUCUGACAGGCACAGCUCGCUAUGCUAGUGUCAAUACACACCUUGGUGUUGAACAAAGCAGGCGGGAUGAUUUGGAGUCAUUGGGUUAUGUACUUAUGUACUUCCUCAGAGGAAGCCUUCCUUGGCAGGGAUUAAAAGCUGGUACUAAAAAGCAGAAAUAUGACAAAAUCAGUGAGAAGAAGAUGUUAACUCCUAUAGAGGUGCUGUGCAAAUCAUACCCCUCCGAGUUCAUUUCAUAUUUUCACUAUUGUCGAUCAUUGCGCUUUGAAGACAGACCUGACUAUUCUUAUCUGAAACGGCUUUUCCGCGACUUGUUUAUUCGCGAAGGUUAUCAAUUUGACUAUGUUUUUGAUUGGACAAUUUUGAAAUAUCCUCAGAUUGGCUCCAGUUCCAGAGGGCGAAAUCCUAUUGGAUUAAGUGCUAGGCCAUCUGCAGAAGGACCGGGAAAGACAGCAGGUCUAGAUAUUCGGGACAGGUUUUCUGGUGCUGUUGAAGAAUUUUCUAGGAGAAAUGCUUCAGGUUCUGGUCGGCAUGGUGAACACUCGAGACACAAAUCAGAUGAUGUACCUUUGUCUAAAGAUGUGCAAGCCAAUUCAGAGAAAGGCCAAACUUCCCGAAAUGGUAGCUCUUCAAAGAGAGCUGCGAUUUCAAACACCCGACCAAGUUCUUCUGCUGAAGCUACUGAUGGUCACUCUAGCAGAAUAGUGCCGAGCAUUGGCCGUUUGUCUUCCACGCAGAAACUCAAACCCGAUGGCAAAGUUAAACCAUCAUCCUUCUUCCGUACUGGACUCUCAAAGAGCACUCGAGAUGAUGCUUUUCGGAGCUUUGAGUUCCUCUCGUUAAGGAAGUAGAUACAUUUUAAAGAGAAAUACCUCUUUCUCUAAGUUGGUGUUCAGGCCUGCUCAACAUGUAUCAAUGCAAAUUUCAAAUGUGUCUCUGCUGCAACCGGAGCCUCUUCUGUUGCGUAUCAAUGUCUCGUUUUGUGGCCAUUGCGAUGCGCUUAGAAAACUCAUCCAAGGAAAUAAUUUGAGUAUAGCAUAAGAGCUCUCAUGUAUUGUUGUAAUAAAUAUUGUUUAUGUAUCAAAAAUGUUGUGUACUUUACCUAUAAUCUGACAGGACAUUAAAGUUGAAUGUAUCUCACCAUGUUUCUUGUUGAAUUAAGCACCUUUUCCUAGUGCCAAA
Messenger RNA from Ipomoea triloba (trilobed morning glory), 2291 nucleotides. Its product is annotated as casein kinase 1-like protein 11. Gene Ontology annotation, biological process: signal transduction; peptidyl-serine phosphorylation; endocytosis. Gene Ontology annotation, molecular function: protein serine/threonine kinase activity; ATP binding. The transcript is spliced from 14 exons. Bases 596 to 1960 code for a protein of 454 amino acids. Lineage: Eukaryota; Viridiplantae; Streptophyta; Magnoliopsida; Solanales; Convolvulaceae. The record is from RefSeq and is a predicted model, not a curated record. Gene Ontology annotation, cellular component: cytoplasm; nucleus.